UUUUCUCCCAUUUUCAUUGUAGUACCUGAUUAUCAAGCUUCCAAGUGGAAGAACUAUCAUGGAGGUGGUGUCAGCUGAGGUGAACAGUUUACUUCCAGAGGAGAUCAUGGACACUGGUAUAACUUUAGUGGAAGAUGAUAGUAUCGAGGCUGUUAUUGUUUCAUCCCCAAUGGGAGAUUCAAUUCCCAUGGAAACGGACCUGCAAGAAAUUGUCAACAUAAAUUCAUCCAGUGAAUCUGCAACCACAGCCAUGUCUAUUACGACAGAACCAGUCACAGUGUCUAGUAACCACACUAACAAAGUUGUUGGGAAUACCAUAGUUACAAAAACAGAUUUGAAUACUGUAAAAGCAGCCUUUCCAAGUGGCCUUCAAAAACUUGGUGCCCAGACACCUGUGACUAUAUCUGCCAAUCAGAUUAUUUUAAACAGAGGAUCUCAGACAUCUGAUCUUAAACUUGGCAAUCAAACAAUUAAACCAGAUGGACAGAAGUUAAUUGUAACAACUUUGGGCAAGUCUGGCCCACCAAUUGUUUUAGCACUACCCAAUAACCAGCUGCCCCAGACUCAGAAAGCCACAUCUCAGACACAGUCAGGAGACUCUAAAGUGCAAUCUCAACAAAUCAAAGUAGUUACUAUUGGAGGAAGGCCAGAGAUGAAACCUGUCAUUGGUGUUUCAGCACUGACUCCAGGAAAUCAACUGAUUAAUACUACAACUCAGCCUUCUGUGUUACAGACUCAACAAUUAAAAACAGUGCAGAUUGCUAAGAAGACAAGAACACCAACUUCUGGUCCAGUGAUCACCAAGUUAAUCUUGGCAAAACCAAUUAAUAGUAAAGCAGUUACAGGACAGACAACUCAAGUAUCACCAGUCAUCGCAGGGAGGGUUCUAUCACAAUCUGCUCCAGGGACACCCCCAAAGACCAUAACGAUAUCUGAAAGUGGCGUUAUAGGGUCAACUCUCACUUCUACAGCACAGACACCAAACAAAAUAGCCAUCUCACCUCUGAAAUCUCCCAAUAAGGCAGUGAAGUCAGCUUUGCAGACCAUCACUGUUGGAGGAGUGAGUACGUCGCAGUUUAAGACUAUUAUUCCUCUGGCAACUGCUCCUAAUGUUCAGCAGAUUCAAGUGCCUGGAAGCAAGUUUCAUUAUGUUCGACUUGUUACAGCUACAACAACGGCCACCACCAGUAGUUCAGCCCAGCCAUCUAGUCAAAACCCCAGUGCAAACACUCAACCUCUACAGCAAGCAGCAAAACCAGUAGUGGUUAAUACAGCCCCUGUUCGGAUGUCAGUUCCAAUUGUUCCAGCACAAACUGUCAAACAAGUUGUUCCCAAACCAAUCAGUACAAGCUCACAGAUAGUUACAACUAGCCAACCCCAACAACGGCUUAUUAUGCCAGCCACACCACUGCCACAAAUUCAGCCGAACCUCACCAACCUCCCCCCAGGGACUGUUCUUGCACCAGCCCCUGGGACAGGCAAUGUGGGGUAUGCCGUCCUUCCAGCCCAAUAUGUCACUCAGUUACAGCAAUCUUCAUAUGUGUCUAUAGCAAGCAACACUAGUUUUACUGGGACAUCUAGUAUACAGACCCAGGCAAGACUUCCAUUCAAUGGGAUAAUCUCAUCAGAGUCUGCAAAUCGACCCAGAAAGCCCUGCAACUGUACAAAGUCACUCUGUUUGAAAUUAUACUGUGAUUGCUUUGCAAAUGGUGAGUUCUGCAACAACUGCAAUUGCAAUAAUUGUUUUAAUAACUUGGAACAUGAAAAUGAAAGGCAAAAAGCAAUAAAGGCAUGCCUGGACAGAAAUCCUGAAGCCUUUAAACCCAAGAUUGGAAAAGGAAAGGAAGGAGAGUCUGAUCGCCGUCAUAGCAAGGGUUGUAACUGUAAACGGUCAGGGUGUCUUAAAAAUUACUGUGAAUGUUAUGAGGCAAAAAUAAUGUGUUCCUCAAUAUGCAAAUGUAUUGGAUGUAAGAAUUUUGAAGAAAGCCCAGAACGAAAAACAUUGAUGCACUUGGCAGAUGCAGCUGAAGUAAGAGUACAACAACAGACAGCAGCAAAGACAAAGUUAUCCUCUCAAAUUUCAGACCUGCUAACUAGACCAACACCUGCCUUAACUAGUGGAGGAGGAAAAUUACCAUUUACAUUUGUGACUAAGGAAGUAGCAGAAGCAACAUGUAACUGUCUUCUUGCCCAGGCUGAGCAAGCAGACAAGAAAGGAAAGUCAAAAGCAGCAGCUGAGAGGAUGAUCCUGGAGGAGUUUGGACGGUGUUUAAUGAGAGUCAUCAACUCUGCAGGAAAAGCCAAGAGUGACCCUUGUGCCAUGAAUUGCUAACUCUUGCACAGAAACUGAAAAAUGAACAGUGAGGAACACUUAAAGCAAAGGGGCACUCAGAAAGAAGUGACUUGACUGCAUUGUGAAUUCAGUGCUUGUUUUAAAAAAAGCUAGGAUUCAUAAUAUUGAAAAAGAAGACAUUUUUAAUGAGGAAUUAGUUCUUUUAAAUUAGGUAAAUCUACUUAGAACUCUGAAUUUGAAUUAUUCUUGUGUUGUUUUGCUUUUGAAUUUAUUUGCUUAAGUUUUUUAGAAUUAGAUUGUCUGUCAUUCUGAUUCUUUUACCUGAAGAGCAUUUAUAAAUUAUCUGUUAUUUAUGGUGGAAAGCCUUGUAUUACUUUAUUCAAGUGGAAGUUGAAGAAAUAUUGGUGAGAAAUUCUUAUUUGGUUAAAGGCUUGAUCUUAGAAAAUAUAUACAUGUAAACUAAUUCUGGAAAAAAAAAUACUCAAGAAAUAUUUUGUUACAGAAAAGUCAGUGCUACCUUUUAAAAAAUUAACUGUAGGAUGAAAAGUGGAGUAAUGCCCUUUUGCCACUUUCUACGUGUAAGAAGAAGAAGAAUCCACAGGCACAGCUUUUAAAAUGAAUAUUAUUUUGUUUUUAAAAAGAUCUUAUAAUGUAUUAAUAAAAAUUGUAAGCUAAAUAUCCGAGGACGGGUAAUAUAUUUCUGUAUAACGGGACUGAUUAACAAGUGCUCUGAGAUUUCUCUAGUUUGUUUUUCAAAGUGGUGGUAUAGAUUUAAAACAAGAAUAAAGGGUCAGAAAGUUUCCUAAAUAUUAAAAUGGAAAUACUAGACAUGAUUAAAAGUAAACAUCUGUUAAUGUCACAAAGUAAUCAUAUUUACAUGUAUUUAUCAAGUGUGUCAUUUUCUGAGGGUUUGAAAGAUCUAGAUAUCAAAGCCACAAGAACUGGUGAAAUCUGAACAUUUGUUUUUUUCUCAAUGGAAAGAGAACCUUUUGAACAAUGAUCUGUGAAUUGGAUUUGAUUUACAGAAGCGUGCCUCCUAACAAAGCUAUCACAAUUUUUGUUUCUUUUAAAAGAAAAAAGUAAUAUGAUAGAUAUAUUUUUUUUUAUCAAAGAUGCUAUAGUACAUUGGUAAAGAAUCAGAAUUAUCCAAACCAAAUCUAUCAUUAGAAGAUGAUAGUAUGAUGCUUGAAGGUCUUGAUUUUUUUCAUAGAAUUAUUAAAAACAUGAAAAUCAUUUUCUGUAACUCAAGAACCUUUUUUUAUUUAAGGAUUUAAGUUCAAUAGAACUCUAGGUUUUAUGAAAAAGAAAUAACCAUGUUGGAAUUCAGCCAUUUUUUUAGAUAUCUUACCUUCUUGGUAAUUAUUACAUGUACAUGAUUGUUAUAUUUCCUACAAUGGAAUUUGUAGCAUGUGUGAAGUGCAUUACAUAUAUGUGUGAGCAUGUCCACUCAACAGUUAGAAGAUAGACAUUAAAUAAUCCUUAAAAUCCGUUAUUCAUUAAAGUAUCUUCUUUUUCUUAUUUGGACUUUCAAAGUAACAGUGCAGUAACUUUAAGUGUAGAUAGUAUAGCUAUUCUUAGCACAUCAAAUUAGUAUGUUCAAUUAAAAUUUGUAUAAAUGUAAUUAGUGUAAGUGGAUAAAAUAAUACCUAAUCAAGUUAUUUUUUAAAAGAUUACAGUAAUUUUUGUCUACAACUAAACUUCUGUGUUCAUUUUGUACAUACUCUGUGUUUAAUUCUAAUUGCACCUUUGUGAUGUGUAUUUAUAUAUACUGUAUGCAGAAAAUGUUUGUGAAAUUUGGUUUAUAAUUGUAGAUUAUGUAUGAUGGCAUUGUUGAGAAUGUUUUUCUUCUAAAGAGUUGAAGGUGCAAUCAAUUGCUUUUAGUUUCUCUGGUUUUUCAACAAGCUAUCAAAAGUAUUUUUCCCUCCCCAUAUAGUACUUCCUAAAUGUUUUCCUUUUGUAUUUAGCCAUUUGCAUCAAAUCGCUCAACAAUAUUAAUAAUCACAUUCAUUCAAUUAUUUUAAAAGAAUAUUUGGGGUGGGCUGAGUAUAUCAUUUUCUAGUUCUAUUUACAUCCAAAAGUAGAAAAGAAUAAAUUUAUAUUUACUAGAGCUAUUCAGAAAAUACACUUUUCUAUAUUGUAAAAACAAAGCAGCAAGAUAAAUCAUAAGGAAAAAUAAACAUUUAUACUAUUCUGUAAAAAAAAAUUGAUUUUGCAUUUUUCUUUAGUUUCUUUAAAAUUACUAUAUUUUUAUUAUAUCUGGCAAUUUAAUAAGUAAGACAGCUUUAAUAUAUGUAGUUUACAUUCAUUAAAAAUAAAAUUGGCUUUUUCUUUUUAGCCCACAAAUCAGAAUUUGUCACUUUGCUCAAUUCCUUAAAUCAGAUUGUUGAUUGUUAAAAUAAUGGUCAUUAUCUAAUUUAGGUUUUUUUUCCCCAACAAAAUUUCACAAUUUUAGUCUUUUCUAAACUAUGAAUAGCCUUAUACGUACUUUUUUCUUGAUGCCCCUUUGUGUCAAGAUCUUCUCAAUAUCUUUAUGGUGAAAGAGUUGAGAGAAUUUACAUUUUUUACAUUUUAACAUGCCAGAAACUACAAAAGACAAAUCACUGCUAAAAGCUUGCAUUAUUAAGAAUUAUUUCAUAUUCACUAAAUAUACAAUUACCUAAUAAAUUUUAUUAUUAUGUUUCCUGAAUCUUUUCUUCCAAUUUCUUUAAUUACAGGAGCAAUCUAUAAUUUUGGUUGGGAUGCUAGAUAAUGGUUCAAAUGAUUUUGAGGUGUAUAUAAUAGGGUAAUAAUAAUAGUUCCUAAAUUUUCCCCUGAAUGAUGUAUUUUAUUAAAAGAUUUAAAAACUUUUUAGAGUUUCAUUGCAUAAUACUGUUAAAUGAAUUCUAUAUAUCUUAAUUUGGCUCUGCAACAUUAAACACAUCAUAAUGACUCGAAUCAAAUAUAGCAUGGCAUGUCAUUAAAGUCAGUGAAGACCUGGGUUCAAGCCUUGAUUUUUACAGUAAUAAUCCCUUUUUAUUUUUUAACCGUACCAAAUCAAGCAAAACUAGUUCCCACAUUGCUCAUGGACCAAAAAAACACUAUUUCAAUCUGUAUCUAGCUUUUUCAUGAGUCCUCUGGAAUCUUUGUCAUUAUGAUGUCGUUUUUAUUGUUUAAAUUGUUCUGAUCCUGCUUUAAAUUAGUUCAUACAAAUCUUCCCAGGUUCUUUUUUUUUUUUUUUUAACUAUCCCGUUUUUUAUUUCUCAAGUACAAUGCUGUACCAUUGUAUUCAUAUACUAUCAUUUGUUCAGCCAUUCCCCAACUGAUGUGGGUACUCCCUCAGUUUCCAAUAUAGUUUCCAGUUCUUUGCCAACAGGAAAAGAGCUGAUAGAAACAUUUUUAUACAUAUAUGUCCUUUUGCUUUUUCUUUUAUCUCUAGGUGGCAUACUCCUAUUAGUUGUAUCAUUAGGUCAAAUAGUAUGCAUAAUAAUAACUUCUGGGGCAUAGAUCCAUAUUGGCCAGACCAGUUCACAGCUAUAUUAAUAAUACAUUAAUACAUCUGUUUUCCAUAGCCCUUUCAGUAUUUGUCAUUUAUUUGUCAACUUUAUCAAUUCAUGUUUGAAUUGAAACCCAGAGCUGCUUUAAUUGUCUUGAUAGUUGCUUCUAUUAGUUAUUGGAAGAAUUUAUAUAUGUGUGUGUGUGUAUGGUUUAUUGAUAGUUUGGAUUUCUUCCUCAGAAAAGCUAUGUGCAUAUGCUUUUGCAUAUUUAUCAAUUGGGGAAUGGCUCUUAUUUUUAUAAAUUUGAGUCAGUUCCUUACAUAUAUUGGAAAUGAGACCUUUAUCAAAGAUUUUUUUCCUUUUCUAAUUUUAGCUGCGUUGAUUUUGUUUGUGCACUUUUUAGUUUUUUCCUUUUUCCCAUUUUGUCUUCCGUGAUCCUCUCUAUCCUUCUUGGUAAGACCCUUUAUAUAAUUCUUCAAAAAUCAUGGAGUAAAGAAUUAUUUUUCUUGCUAUAAUACAAUUUUGUCAGAAAAAAAAUUACACCCCAAAAGCUCAGUACUUGAUUCAUUGUUUAUCCUAAAAUUAGCACAUAGUUAUAACUGUAAUCUAAAUUUUAUCAAGUAUAAAAUAAAGUAAAUUUAUUUUUGUAACGUA
Antechinus flavipes (yellow-footed antechinus) is the source of this 6420-nucleotide messenger RNA. It is a transcript of the gene LIN54, whose product is annotated as lin-54 DREAM MuvB core complex component. Gene Ontology annotation, cellular component: nucleus. Gene Ontology annotation, biological process: regulation of DNA-templated transcription. NCBI's taxonomy places the organism in Eukaryota, Metazoa, Chordata, Mammalia, Dasyuromorphia, Dasyuridae. The record is from RefSeq and is a predicted model, not a curated record. The transcript has 12 exons. Bases 59 to 2332 code for a protein of 757 amino acids.